AUGUUCAAGCACAACCUCCUCCGCCAACUCUCGAGAGCCUCCACCACCGCCGCCCGCCCGCCUACCAUCCAGCGCGUCUCCCCAACCACCGCAACCCGCGCCUUCACCACCUCCCCUUUCACCCUCGACAAGUCCUCCUCCGAUCCGAACGACAAUGGCGACUACGAGCACUACACCACCUCCGGCGAGCUCGGCGCCUUCGAACACGAGGGCCAGCACUCACGUACCGACAAGCGCAUCCGCGUCGAGUACCCCGAAGAAGCCGAUCUGCCGCGUCAGCAUCCCGUGCAGGGACGGGGAGGAUUUCACUUCAAGCGGACACUCGCGAGCUUCAGCUUGGAAGACCGCGUGGGUGUGGUGACGGGAGGUGCGAGAGGGUUGGGAUUGGUGAUGAGCCAGGCGUUGGUGGUGAGCGGUGCGGAUGUUGCGAUUGUUGAUUUGAACAAGGAGGAAGCCGAACACCAAGCCGACAUCCUCAUGUCGACGUUCAAAAAAGAAAACCCAGGCGCCGACCGCAUCCCCAAAGUCACCGCCCACUACGCCGACGUCUCCUCCCCGACCUCCGUCAACAGCGCCCUCGAAGAGAUCCUCGGCGCCCACGGCAAAAUCGACAACCUCGUCACCUCCGCCGGCUUCACGGAGAACUUCGACGCCAUCGAGUACCCGCACGACCGCAUGCAGAAGCUUUGGGGUGUGAAUGUUGACGGCACUUAUCUUUUUGCUACAGGCGUGGCGAAGCAUCUCAUGUCGCGCAAUGCGCCGGGAAGCGUGGUGAUGAUUGGCAGCAUGAGCGGUGCGAUUGUCAACGUGCCGCAGCCGCAGGCGCCGUACAAUGCGGCCAAAGCGGCGGUGAGGCACUUGGCGAGCUCGUUGGCGGUGGAGUGGGCGCAUGCGGGGAUUAGGGUCAACUGCAUCUCGCCUGGGUAUAUGUUGACGGCUUUGACGAAGAAGAUCCUCGACGACAACCCGGCGCUCGCGCAGAAGUGGACAUCGCUCAUCCCGCAGGGCAAGAUGGGAAGGCCAGAGGAUCUGAUGGGCGCGGUCACGUUCUUGUGCAGUGACGCGAGCGGCUACGUGACGGGCGCCGACCUGCGGGUGGACGGUGGAUACACUGUGACUUAA
This is a messenger RNA of Saxophila tyrrhenica, 1122 nucleotides long. RefSeq lists its product as uncharacterized. The coding region runs from base 1 to 1122 and encodes 373 amino acids. Lineage: Eukaryota; Fungi; Ascomycota; Dothideomycetes; Mycosphaerellales; Extremaceae. Gene Ontology annotation, cellular component: intracellular anatomical structure. Gene Ontology annotation, molecular function: oxidoreductase activity, acting on NAD(P)H, oxygen as acceptor. The transcript has 3 exons. The record is from RefSeq and is a predicted model, not a curated record.